This is a messenger RNA of Vombatus ursinus (common wombat), 2708 nucleotides long. It is a transcript of the gene SIGMAR1, whose product is annotated as sigma non-opioid intracellular receptor 1. The transcript is spliced from 4 exons. The coding region runs from base 110 to 622 and encodes 170 amino acids. The record is from RefSeq and is a predicted model, not a curated record. NCBI's taxonomy places the organism in Eukaryota, Metazoa, Chordata, Mammalia, Diprotodontia, Vombatidae. Gene Ontology annotation, cellular component: endoplasmic reticulum.
CUAUCCUCGCCCGGCGCCGGCUUGCGCUGCCAGAAGCUGCUUCCUCCCCUAGGGACCACUCUUCUUCGUCCCGUAGUUCUCCCCGCUCCUCCGUCCCGGGACCGCCGGGAUGCAGUGGACAAACAGCUCGCGUGCCUUGCGACUGGCCGUGGGGCUGGCCGUCGUGGCGGUGCUGGUGCAGGGCAUCCGCAUCUGGCUGGACUCCAAGAGCUUCGUCUUCCAGCGCGAGGAGAUCGCGCAGCUGGCGCGCCAGUACGCAGGCCUUGAUCACGAGCUGGCUUUCUCUCGCCUCAUUGUGGAGCUCCGGCGGCUGCACCCUGGCCACAUCCUGGCAGAUGAGGACCUGCAGUGGAUAUUUGUGAACGCCGGCGGGUGGAUGGGCUCCAUGUGCAUCUUGCAUGCUUCACUCUCCGAGUACGUGCUGCUCUUCGGCACAGCCAUCGACACUGGGGGCCACUCUGGACGAUACUGGGUUGAAAUCUCAGAUACAGUCAUCUCUGGGACCUUCCGCCAGUGGAGAGAGGGGACAACCAAGAGUGAAGUUUACUACCCAGAUAUGAAUGAAAUUCUAAUGUCCCUGGGUGGGAGAAUGAAGGAAAAAAAAAAAAGGAAAUAUUACUGAGAAGUUACCAAGGGAGAAGUAAGACGUACAGCUGAACUCCCCCUCACAAUACCUCCAAACAGAUCAAGAAGAUGCACUAGAUUGAGUCCUGAUCAGGAAAUCUAUGGAAAAAAUCAUGUUGAGUCAUUUUUAUAAUCCAAAUCCACAUGGUUGCCAGACAGAGAAAUCUAUAGACGCUGGGAAUGGGAAUCUAGCCAGGAACAAAAGCACUGAGCUGUGCACCAGAGCGAGAAGAGGAUCCAAAUCCUCCAAAGAGGGGCUCCAACAUUGUGCAGGAUGCAGCAAUAGAUAUGGCAGCUUUAUCACUGAGGAGGGGAUCUGUGCCCAGGGGUAGCAUUCCAGGCUGAGGAGGGAUCUUGAGCCUUAGCCUGUGAAGCAAGCAGCAUCUCUUUUCUGGCCACAGGGGAAGAAUGGGUUCUCAGUUUCAGCCUCCAGCCCAAUUUGAAUCAUGCAGUAAAUUGACUAGAGCAGAAAUCCCAGACCAAACCGAAGUCUGCAAAUCUGUCACUGAACCAGCAGAGCUUUCCAGCUGUCUCCAGCGGCAGUCUACUGGAACUCUAACUGGAGCAAUCACACAAAUGUAUUGCUCAGACCCUAAUUCAGAUCAGGAACUUACAGAGCCUAGAUUAGUAGGGCAGAAGUUAGACUUUUCCCUGAACCAAGCCACUCUGGGAGCACUGAAAGCAUGCAGAUCCCCAUCCUAAGCUGUCCUUGAGGUUCUGGAAUAACAUAACACCCAGUACCCAAAGAAAGCAGCAGGACCCACCUUGACAUUCCCUUCAGAAGUGCACAGAGCCUGACGCUAACAUAAAGUCUGAAGUCAGAAAAUGGGCAGAAAGAAUCCACCAUAAAAAGCUAUUGUAGUGAUAAGGUCACUAACCCAAAAGAAAAGAAUGACUCCAAAACAUCUACAAGCAAAGCCUCAAAGGAAAACACAACUUGAACACAAGUUCAACUAGAAUUCCUAGAAGAGAUGAAGCAAGAAUUUUGAAGAGUUUAAAAUGUAAGUGAAAUGAAAGUGCUGGGUGGAGGAGGGGUGGAAAAGAAAUGAGAUCUAUGGAAAAAAGAAUUGGAAACAAAAUUAAAUCUUAGCACAAAUGUUAUUGUAAAAUCUGAAAUGACUGAGGAAACAAAGGUUCAAGCUUCUGAGCAUAUCAGUUUGCUAAACAAUGCAUGCCAAAUGCAUAACAAAUGGGGUCCAGGCCUUUCUCAGCUUAAAUCUAGACCCCAAAUACAGGGGAGACAGAUUUUUAUGCAUUAAAAACAAUUAAUCAAAUAAGACUAAUUAAAAGAAAACAGGGUAGAAACCAGAAUAUAAGGUUGGGUAAUCUGAUUUCUUAUUGGAGGAAAGAUUAAGGGCUUUCUGAGUUGGGAGGGGGAUGUAUGAAUUUUGAGAAUUGGGAGAGAGACAGUAAGCAGGUACAAUUCCCUGAAAUCAGAAAAAGAGGCGUCCCACUCGCCCCAAGUGUCAGUAUUCAGUCAAAGGAAUGUGGAAACAAUAACUGAUUGACAAUAAGGGGCCAGUUUUCCGGUAAGAUAUAUGGUUUGCUUAAGAUGUAUAAUUGUGAGAAAACUCCCAGCAUCAGUCUUUGGAUCAGACUAGGUUUCUGAUCAGCAUAACCUAGAACCUUAGUUAAGGGUCUCUAAGCAACAGGUAGAGGUGGUCCAGCUUGCCAGCCAUGCAGGGCUAGAUUCAAACAAUGCAAUAAAGUUUUCUCACAACUCCCAUAAUUGAAUAGUUUUCUCUCAAGACAGAAAUUGGACUACAGCCAUGGCUAAAUAGAAAGUGAAUUAAGCUAGAUCCAGAAUUAAGUCAUGAGAUAGAGUUAAUGUAGUUCAUUCAACUCCUACAAUUCCCACAAGAGACAAAACCUUACCCAAUCAAUAAACAUCCUGAAAAGUAGAAUGGAGCAAACAGAAGUUAAUUGCUUUAAGUGAGAAGAAAUAUUAAAGCACGGUCAAAAGACUGAAAAAAAUAGAUGAAAAUGUAAGGUAUCUCAUAAACAAAAUAAGUAGCCUGAGAGAAAACAGAUUGAGAAGAGAUAAUUUAAGUAAGUCAUGACUAAAAAAAAAUUCUAGACAGCAU